UAUUGUCAGGUAUUGGUGGCUUUGAGUGAAUUAGGACAAGAGAAGAUGAAACAUCCAGAGUUAUACCCAAUGAUGGACACAGCAGACGACUGCUCCAAUAUUCUACUGCUGUCUCUGGGUUGUGGAGUUCAACCACCGGUCUCUGCGCCGGGAUGGACGGUUAGCACAGUAAAUAAAUUUAGUCAAAUGGGAUGGAUGAUUCAACUUGAGACUAAAAGAUCCCCUAUAUUAGAAAGUAUCGGUGCUGCAUCAACAGACAUAGUGGAUUAUUACGCUUAUAGUGUCUUUAAAGCUCGUAACACUGAGCGCAAUUACCUUCGAGUUCAGACGGAUGCUCUGACCCCAGAUAUGGAUAAGAUGGACAAUGCAGACCCGGUUAACUUGCAGAAUCUGGUGGAUAUUGCGAAUAAGAUGAUAGAUGGAAACGUUAAAAAGAUCAAUCCAGUAACUUUCGAACUCGAACCUAUGGAUGAUACUACUACGUAUAAACAAGAGCUUAUAUGGUAAUUAACUAUAUAUA
Arachis duranensis is the source of this 520-nucleotide messenger RNA. Its product is annotated as patatin-like protein 4. Gene Ontology annotation, molecular function: glycerophospholipase activity; monoacylglycerol lipase activity. The transcript is spliced from 2 exons. The record is from RefSeq and is a predicted model, not a curated record. Bases 46 to 507 code for a protein of 153 amino acids. NCBI's taxonomy places the organism in Eukaryota, Viridiplantae, Streptophyta, Magnoliopsida, Fabales, Fabaceae.